Arabidopsis thaliana (thale cress) is the source of this 356-nucleotide messenger RNA. It is a transcript of the gene LCR63, whose product is annotated as low-molecular-weight cysteine-rich 63. The transcript is spliced from 2 exons. Bases 1 to 237 code for a protein of 78 amino acids. The record is from RefSeq and is marked reviewed. NCBI's taxonomy places the organism in Eukaryota, Viridiplantae, Streptophyta, Magnoliopsida, Brassicales, Brassicaceae. Gene Ontology annotation, cellular component: extracellular region.
AUGGCCAAGGCACCUUCUCCACUUGUUUUCCCCAUCAUCUUCCUUAUUAUCUUUGCUUUAGUUGAGCCAAAUAUGGGGUGCAUUCAAAUUAUUGGCAGAUGCAUUAAGAUUCCAGACUGCAGUGCGUCAUGUAGGAAAUUCCUUGGGCCACAUGCAAGUGGCUACUGUGACAACGAUGGUGCUGGUGGAACAUGUAUUUGUACUUACCCCUGUCAGACUAAGGAAAUACAUAUGUGAUUUCUGAAGUACUUUGAAAUAUCAAAUUCUCCAAAUUAUACAAGUAAAAGUCAAAAUUCAAAUAAUGUCAAGAUCGUAGGUAUUACCUUUUUUUUUGUAAUAUUAUUAAAAGACAUAUU